GACCCCUGGUCUCUUGCGUUUUACAAUCUCGGUCCUGACCCAUCUCCUUUCGUUCUUCGUCAGCUUGGCAUUGAAGGCAAAAAGAGUAAGUUUUGACUUCGUCAAUGUUUGAUUCUUUUUAUGUACACUUAAGCAAUUUUUGACUGGCAUUUUCUUCUUGCAGAGAUGACGACAAAAUUCAACAAGGACAUGUAUGCAAAGAUGAGAUCAAAGAAGGACGAACCACUGUCCAAUCUGGGGAAGAAGGCAGUGCGAGUUACUGGGAAAGGUCCUGCUUCCAUGCCCCUUAGUAUCGUCCCUUCCAUAGCUUCCGAAACGACGAGGACUGCCUCCCCGACCGUCUCGAUAGAGGAGAUUCCCACUCCUGGCUCCAAAAGGCUGCGUGUGGUUAGCAAAGGGAAGGAGAAGACCGAUACUCGUUCGUCCACCAUUUGGGAUGACGAGAAGUUGGCCAUAGAGAGGGCUCAUGAGGUCGUCACUCCAGCGGACUUGAAGGCUUUUUCUGACAUGUCCCUAAACGAUGUGGCUUCUCGUCAUGUCCACAAACUCGUCCAGGUGUUGGGAGAGAGCCUCCAUAUUACCGCUGAAUACCUCACUCAAGGGGCCAAGGUGGCGUCUCUGACAACCCGGAUGGAGGCCUUGGAGAAAGAGAACUCUGACCUGAGGACGAACCUGAUCACUUCCAUGGAUGAGGCAACGACUUUGAAGGAGAAGGUUAAAGUGCUGGAGGACGAUCUCAGAGUUGAGCGCGGGUUGACUCACGAGAAGGACGAGCAGCUUCUUGCAGCCAAGGAGAAACUUGUGACCAUCGCUGCUCGAUCUGUGGAGGCUUUCCAGACCACUGACGAGUACAAUACUGUGCUCUUCAGUUGGUAUUUCAAAGGUUUCGAGCUUCUUCGGAGGUAUAUGAUCAAGCAUCCUUCUGGAGUCAAGUCAACCUGGAGAGUCUGGACUUGGAAGAAGUUGACAAGGAAAUGGCUCUGGAUGAGGCGGCUUCAUCUUCUGCCCUUGGCGAUGACGCGCCUGAGCCUGCUGCUGACGUACCGACCAGUGAAGGCACAGCCGAUGCCUGAUUUUGAUACUUAG
Molecule: messenger RNA, 1086 nt
Organism: Quercus robur (English oak)
Lineage: Eukaryota; Viridiplantae; Streptophyta; Magnoliopsida; Fagales; Fagaceae
Exons: 2
Coding region: 166-1086 (306 amino acids)
Source: RefSeq, a predicted model, not a curated record